Messenger RNA from Aspergillus nidulans FGSC A4, 150 nucleotides. RefSeq lists its product as uncharacterized. Bases 1 to 150 code for a protein of 49 amino acids. The transcript is spliced from 5 exons. The record is from RefSeq and is a predicted model, not a curated record. NCBI's taxonomy places the organism in Eukaryota, Fungi, Ascomycota, Eurotiomycetes, Eurotiales, Aspergillaceae.
AUGCUGGGCGCUAGUCCUUCAGGAAAUGCCUUGAACAGACACUUCUUCUAUAUCGAACUUGACACUCAGCCGAAAAGGGCUAACCCCUCUUUGGAGAUUACAAACAAACCCUUGACUUUUAUACUCAAAAUUGAACUACUCAAGAGAUAG